GUACAGCAGAAAAAUUGAAGAAGAGGAAAUUAAAAAGAACCAGAUCUACUUUUAAAAUGAAGACAACUGUUGCAUUUUUCGUUUUCUGCAUUGCUGUUCUGUGUGUUAAUGCUGCACCAGCCAUCAACACCAACAACAAAGGCAAAGAAAAUGCAUUGGUGAAUGCUGUCAAUGACGCUAUAGAAAACAACCAAGUUAACGACGACGAACAAUUACCCAACGGCGAGAUCGAAGAAAAGGAUUAUCCUGAAGAGGAGGAUGAAGAUGAUGAAGAGGGAGAAUUAGAUGAAAAUGAUCCUUAUCAAGCCCGCUCUUAUCGUAGAUACGGACGAUAUGGUGGAAGUUAUGGUAGGUAUACUGGCGGAUAUACUGGUCGGUACAUUGGAAGUCGAUACAGUGGUCGAUAUUCCCAAAUUGGGUCAAGAUAUGGUUCUUAUGGUCGAUUAAGUCGAUACCGAUCAUACCGACCAUCUUAUGGUUCGUCGUACGGCCGAUACACCACUGGACGGUACAAUCGCUACAGUCGAUAUGGAAGCCGUGGUCGUUACAACCGAUAUGGAAGCGCAUAUAGGCGAUAUACUCCUCGAUACAGAUCAUACACUCCUCGAUACAGAUCAUAUCGUCGAUAUAGUUCCGGUCGUUAUGGAUCCAAAUAUUAGAUUUAAAUUUUUGGUAUUAUUCUGGUGUAGGUUAUAUUUAAAAUAAAUCAAUUUUUGGAAUCCCUUUAUUUCUAACACAAAAAAAAUAAAUUCGCAUUCAAAAAGCUACACAAAUGAAACACGCAUGCAUAAAAACGGAUGUGCUUUUUGUUCUUUAUUCUUUAACGUGUUGUUAUAUCCACCUGGUGACAGAGUUACAAGAUGUUGAUUUUGCUAUGUUCUUAAUGCGCAUGUAGCAGCUAAUAUUGUAUAACUAGGGAAAACCGAAGACAAA
Molecule: messenger RNA, 933 nt
Organism: Hydractinia symbiolongicarpus
Lineage: Eukaryota; Metazoa; Cnidaria; Hydrozoa; Anthoathecata; Hydractiniidae
Product: shematrin-like protein 1
Exons: 4
Coding region: 57-659 (200 amino acids)
Source: RefSeq, a predicted model, not a curated record